This is a messenger RNA of Aphanomyces invadans, 1687 nucleotides long. RefSeq lists its product as hypothetical. The transcript is spliced from 13 exons. The record is from RefSeq and is a predicted model, not a curated record. Lineage: Eukaryota; Oomycota; Saprolegniomycetes; Saprolegniales; Verrucalvaceae. Gene Ontology annotation, molecular function: protein binding. The coding region runs from base 73 to 1524 and encodes 483 amino acids.
UACAUUGUGAGCGACUCGGUGUGCCAUCUUCCACUUGUCGGCAGCAUCGGCGCGGCACCGAGUGGGCAGGGCAUGAUGAGAUUCACGACUGGAGACAUCUUGAUUCGCAAGGCGCAUCGAGGGAAGCUGCAAGAAGUCAUUUACUUGGUGAAAGACAUCUUUGUCGAUGUGAAUUACCGCAACCAGAAUGGAUGCACGCCAUUGCAUGCUGCUGCAGCGUCAGGUCAACUGGAAGUCGUUCAGUGGCUCCUCAACGUUCCUGAGAUGAAACCCGCCGUCGACGAUAGCGGUCAAACGGCGCUGCAUUACGCGGCGUUCUAUGGACACUUGGAAGUCGUGCUUGCGUUGGUGGAACACGGCAUCCCGUUGAACCUCAAGGACAAGUUUGGCCGCACGCCCCAUAUCGCGGCGGCACUGAAUGGCCACUUGGACGUGGUUAAAUUCUUGGUGGAAGAGUGGGUCCACCCCAUCGACAUCAACUCGAUCGACGAAUAUGGCGGGACGUGCUUGCAUUGGGCGGCGUCCAAGGGCCGGAAGGAUGUCGUGCAGUACCUGUGUAUGGCCGGUAUCGACAUCCAUGUCACGAGCUACGACAACCGCACGGCAUACCAACUGGCCAAAGACAAGCACAAGGGCAAGUGCAUGCAGUUCCUCAAGUCGUGGUAUGAUAUCUCCCAAAAAUUUGUGCACGCCGCCGAAGACGGCAACGACGACGAGAUCAAGCGCAUCAUCAUGGAUGUAAACCAUGCGUACCCAUUGCGCUUCCUCAAAGACAAGAACGGCAAAAACGCCAUGCACUGGGCCGCGGGGUCGGGGCAUUUGUCUACACUGCGCAUCCUCGCUGAGAGCUUUGACGUGUGGACCGACGUCGACAAGUUUGGCCGGAACGUGCUGCACUGGGCGGCCCUCGGUGGCCACAAGGACUGCGCGUUGUGGCUAAUUAAACACACGCGCGACCCGAACGCGCUUCAGCGGCCGACAUUGACAAACAAAACUCCGUCGCGCUGCGCGUUUGAAGCGGGGCAUAGUGCUCUGGCGUCCCGUUUGCAGGCAUGGGAAAAAGGCAAUGCUGAAUACGCCAUGCCCGACGACGACGUGAGUUCGUUCAAAUCCAAGGACCAGCGACCGUCUCCGAAUGCCCAGGUGUCGCAGAACCGAGACAUCAUAUCUGUACGCAACUGGUUGAAACAGCUCGAGUUGGGCGAGUACACGGAAUACUUUGAAAAGGACGGCUUCGACACGCUUCGCGGCGUCGCCACGAUCGACGAAGGCGACUUGAUCGAGAUGAACGUUAAAAAAGGUCACCGACGAGGAAUCCUUCAGCACAUUCAAGAGCUCAAGAACCAGUUGGCUGCGUACGACGAACAAGCGCAGAGCAACGGCGUCGAACCCGAUGCGCUGCCGACUCUGAGCAUGCUGCCGCAGCUCGUCAAGACGCCGAGCUCGACACAGCUCCAAACCCUCAUGAACCCAACAUCGCAAUCGUCGGGGUCGUCGGUGGAUGGCGCAACCAACGCCAACUAGUGUCGAACCCGAACGACCGAGCAAUGCAUACGUUAUUGUUGUUACGUCAUUUCAGCGCGUCGACUUGUCUGCAAAUGGACUGCACCCGGCCAUCGUGCAGUAGUUGUCGGCGAAUUCCGUCACGUCGGUGCUAAGAACAGUCGAGAUGGAUUGUCAUUGCCAA